Vicugna pacos (alpaca) is the source of this 4505-nucleotide messenger RNA. The record is from RefSeq and is a predicted model, not a curated record. Lineage: Eukaryota; Metazoa; Chordata; Mammalia; Artiodactyla; Camelidae.
GUGCUGGCGAAUUCCCUGAAGCACCUUCUUAGCUGAGACCAGCGCCGCCGGGCUCCAGCAGCGGUUCCUUACGCGCGCGCCCGCAUCACGUGGGCCGAGGCUCCCUCGCGGUCGCUGGCGGGCCAGUGAGCCGGGAGGAAAGAAGCUGCGGCUACCGCUCACUCUCCCACUGCGCCCUAGGGCGGGCGCGCGGAUAAAAAUGGCGAAGUGGGGGUAGCUGGCGCCGAACCUGAAGCGAUGGGGCGCGCAGGUGGGGCGGUCGUCGGAGGCCCCUGACGUGAGCGCCUGGCUGUUCUCGGCGAUUUGACCUGGCGACCUCGGGCCGGCGCCUAAUAGGUCAGACCACGGGCUCCGCGGGUCGUCGAGGCCCCCGCCGAGAGCCGGAGGCAAUGGAUGAACAGAGCGUGGAGAGCAUUGCUGAGGUUUUCAGAUGUUUCAUUUGUAUGGAGAAAUUGCGGGAUGCACGCCUGUGUCCUCAUUGCUCCAAGCUUUGUUGUUUUAGCUGCAUCAGGCGCUGGCUGACAGAGCAGAGAGCUCAGUGUCCUCAUUGCCGUGCUCCCCUCCAGCUACGAGAACUAGUAAACUGUCGUUGGGCGGAAGAAGUAACACAGCAGCUUGAUACCCUUCAACUCUGCAGUCUCACCAAACAUGAAGAAAAUGAAAAGGACAAAUGUGAAAAUCACCAUGAAAAACUUAGUGUAUUUUGCUGGACUUGUAAGAAAUGUAUCUGCCAUCAGUGUGCACUUUGGGGAGGAAUGCAUGGUGGACAUACCUUUAAACCUUUGGCGGAAAUUUAUGAACAGCAUGUUACUAAAGUGAAUGAAGAGGUAGCCAAACUUCGUCGACGUCUCAUGGAACUGAUCAGCUUAGUUCAAGAAGUGGAAAGAAAUGUAGAAGCUGUAAGAAAUGCAAAAGAUGAGCGUGUUCGGGAAAUUAGAAAUGCAGUGGAGAUGAUGAUUGCACGGUUAGACACACAGCUGAAGAAUAAGCUUAUUACACUGAUGGGUCAGAAGACAUCUCUGACACAAGAAACAGAGCUGUUGGAAUCCUUACUUCAGGAGGUAGAGCACCAGUUGCGGUCUUGUAGUAAGAGUGAAUUGAUAUCUAAGAGCUCAGAGAUCCUUAUGAUGUUUCAGCAAGUUCAUCGAAAGCCCAUGGCAUCCUUUGUUACCACUCCUGUUCCACCAGACUUUACCAGUGAAUUGGUACCAUCUUAUGAUUCAGCUACAUUUGUUUUAGAGAAUUUCAGUACUUUGCGCCAGAGAGCAGAUCCUGUUUACAGUCCACCUCUUCAAGUUUCAGGACUUUGUUGGAGGUUAAAAGUUUACCCAGAUGGAAAUGGAGUUGUUCGGGGUUACUACUUAUCUGUGUUUCUGGAACUCUCAGCUGGCUUGCCAGAAACUUCCAAGUAUGAAUAUCGUGUAGAGAUGGUUCAUCAGUCCUGCAAUGAUCCUACCAAAAAUAUCAUUCGAGAAUUUGCAUCUGACUUUGAAGUUGGAGAAUGCUGGGGUUAUAAUAGAUUUUUCCGUUUGGACUUACUUGCAAAUGAAGGAUACUUGAAUCGACAAAAUGAUACAGUGAUUUUAAGGUUUCAGGUUCGUUCGCCAACUUUCUUUCAAAAAUGCCGGGACCAGCAUUGGUAUAUUACUCAAUUGGAAUCUGCACAGACUAGUUAUAUCCAACAAAUAAAUAACCUUAAAGAGAGACUUACUAUUGAGUUGUCUCGAACUCAGAAAUCAAGGGAUUUGUCACCACCUGAUAAUCAUCUUAGCCCCCAAAAUGAUGACACUCCUGAGACAAGAGCUAAGAAGUCUGGAUCAUGUGCUGAUACGCUUCUGCAGGAUGGUCCUACUGCAGCUUCUGUAAGAGAGGCCAAAGAAGAUGAAGAAGAUGAGGAGAAGAUUCAGAAUGAAGAUUAUCAUCAUGAGCUUUCAGAUGGAGAUCUGGACCUGGAUCUUGUUGGUGAAGAUGAAGUAAAUCGCCUCGAUGGCAGCAGCUCCUCUGCCAGUUCCACAGCAACAAGUAACACGGAAGAAAAUGACAUUGAUGAAGAAACUAUGUCUGGAGAAAAUGAUGUCGAAUACAACAACAUGGAAUUGGAAGAGGGAGAACUCAUGGAAGAUGCAGCUGCUGCAGGACUUCCAGGUAGUAACCAUGCCUAUGUGGGUGCCAGUAGCAGAAUGUCAAGAAGAGCACAUUUAUGCUCUGCUGCUACCAGUAGUUUAUUAGACAUUGAUCCUUUAAUUUUAAUACAUUUGUUGGACCUUAAGGACCGGAGCAGUAUGGAAAAUUUGUGGGGCUUACAACCUCGCCCACCUGCUUCACUUUUGCAACCCGCAGCAUAUUCUCGAAAAGAUAAAGACCAAAGGAAGCAACAGGCGAUGUGGCGAGUUCCCUCUGAUUUAAAGAUGCUAAAAAGACUCAAAACUCAAAUGGCUGAAGUCCGAUGUAUGAAAACUGAUGUAAAGAACACACUUUCAGAAAUAAAAAGCAGCAAUGCUGCUUCUGGAGACAUGCCAGCAGGCCUUCUUUCUGCUGACCAGGCAGCUCUGGCUGCAUGUGGAACCGAAAACUCUGGUAGAUUACAGGAUUUGGGAAUGGAGCUCUUGGCAAAGUCAUCAGCUGCCAGUUGUUACAUACGAAACUCCACAAGUAAGAAGAGUAAUUCACCCAAGCCAGCUCGGUCCAGUAUAGCAGGUAGUCUGUCUCUUCGAAGAGCAGUAGACUCUGGGGAAAAUAGCCGUUCUAAAGGAGACUGUCAAACUUUGUCUGAAGGCUCCCCGGGAAGCACUCAGUCUGGGAGCAGGCAUAGUUCUCCCCGAGCCUUGACACAGGGCAGUAUCACUGACAUUCUGCCGAAAUCUGAAGACCGGCAGUGUCAAGCUUUGGAUUCAGGUGCUCUUGUGGUUGCGGUUUUUAAUGGCUUACCUACGGUAGAGAAAAGGAGAAAAAUGGUCACCUUGGGGACUAAUGCUAAAGGAGGUCUCCUGGAAGGAAUGCAGAUGACUGAUUUGGAAAAUAAUUCUGAAACUGGGGAAUUACAGCCUAUACUACCUGAAGGAGCUUCAGCUGCCCCGGAGGAAGGAAUGAGUAGCGACAGUGAUAUUGAGUGUGACACUGAGAAUGAGGAGCAGGAAGAGCACACCGGCAUGGGCGGAUUUAGCGACUCUUUCAUGGCGCAGCCCCCAGAUGAAGAUACGCAUUCCAGUUUUCCUGAUGGUGAACAAAUUGGCCCUGAAGAUCUCAGCUUCAAUACUGAUGAAAACAGCGGAAGGUAAUUUUCAAAUCAAGAGAACUGACUUGCAAGCUACCUUGACACUGAAAUUGGCAGUGGUUGGUGCUUAAACUUGUCAUCAGUCAGAUAAUCAGAUUUGGUCUUAUUUUUUUCAUUGUCUCUACGUGAAAUAGUAAUUCUGAAACUUUAGAAAGUAGCACAAUUCUAGUGAUAAGACAUUAGUAUAUAAGGAAAAAUUAACAGUGUGGGAGGAAUUUUGUGUAUUGUAAUGAAAUAGCAGUGUAGUCCUCAAUUAAUUUAGUCAAUUAGUAUAUUCAUAAAAGGCAGUCUGUCUGCAACAACAGACGAGCAAUUAACUGCCAGAAAAUGUACCUAGAGACAGUGCACGCGCUCAGUUACCCGCUCAGCAUCGGUGCUCUUCUGCCCUUGGCUAGAUACUCAGUUGUGUUUAAACGACCACCCUCAUGUCUUGGGUUUUAAUCACAGUUUAUAGUUUCUUUAGCGCCUGUAGAUUAGUGAACAGAAAAUUUACUUAUGUGUAGAUUAUGCCCUGUAGACACUUCAUGUGAAUUUAUUAUGUUAUUAUUAGUAACGCUAGACUGAAUCUCCUCUUUGGAAUAUGUUGACUGACUAGGGUGAAUUUAUUUAUCUUUCCUGGUUUGUGCAAGUGCAGGCACACUGAGUAAUGGCACACAAUCUUUCUUUUGUGGCUUUUGCAAAUUUUAAAUGAAUUAAGUUAAUGUGGAUUGGUUAUGUUCCUGGUCAUAUGAACACAUACACGUGAGAUCAUUCAAAAUUAUUUCAUUUUUCUCCCUGUUUCUUCCUAAACAACUAUAGUGCAACAAGUAUUUUAAAGCCCUCUCUUCUCCUUUAUUUUCAUUAGUUGAACAUUGAUGUCAGUGUCAGUACAUUAAAGAUCGUACAUACUACACAGUAUCUUACGUGAGACUGUGGUAUAAAGUUUACUUUCAUACUCAGAAUUAGUCCAAAAUAAUUGCCAAACUUUGCCAUUGUGUUCCUGCAUUUGUGUUUGAGCUGCUGUACUGUUUGUGAAAAUUACACUGAAAGUUGACUAAGAGACUAUAGAAAAGCAUGAAUAUAUAUAUAUAAUAAUAUAUAUAUAUGUAUGAGGCAUCUCAUCUGCUUAUUUUUUACUUAAUGAAUAAUGUUCCCUUUUCCACAUCUAAUGUUUUGCUGAAUGCUGUGAUUCAUGGUUUGCUUUUGUUCAAAACAGUUUGCACUUUUUGUUAAUAAAAUGAACUUGAGAAAA